This is a messenger RNA of Amblyraja radiata (thorny skate), 3726 nucleotides long. RefSeq names its product LYN proto-oncogene, Src family tyrosine kinase (gene lyn). Lineage: Eukaryota; Metazoa; Chordata; Chondrichthyes; Rajiformes; Rajidae. The record is from RefSeq and is a predicted model, not a curated record. Gene Ontology annotation, biological process: protein phosphorylation. The coding region runs from base 229 to 1758 and encodes 509 amino acids. The transcript has 13 exons. Gene Ontology annotation, molecular function: protein binding; ATP binding; protein tyrosine kinase activity.
CACCAGUUAGUUCCUCAAUUUUAACCGUGCCACGAAGUGCUUUAAGCAGCUGUUACUUUUAUCUGAAGUAGUUUCUUUUCAAUGUCACACUAAUUUUGGUGUGUGUUUUUUAAAUAAUAGGAAGUCUACAUGAAGAAAUUUUCUCUUGUAUUCAUUGAAAAUUAACACAGUACGGCUCCAAGACCAAUUCUCUCUGGUUCCCAUCUGUACACCAGGGAAGUAAAAAAUAUGGGAUGUAUAAAGUCAAAGAACUUCUCGGAAGAACCAAAAGAAUUGAAGGAAAACCGAGUACGUAAUUCUGAACCAACUAUUUAUGUGAGAGAUCCAACAUCCAAUAUACACAUGCCAAAUUCAAAGAAGGAUUCUCAUCUAUUGCCUGGCCAAAAGUUUCUGAAAUUUGAAGAGACUGAUGGCAAAGUUGUCAUUGCCUUGUAUCCAUACGAUGGAAACCAUGAUGAUGACCUGAGUUUCAAAAAAGGUGAAAAGCUAAAAGUGAUUGAAGAGCAUGGUGAAUGGUGGAAAGCCAAGUCUCUAGCAACUAGGAAAGAAGGGUUUAUUCCAAGUAAUUAUGUAGCAGCGGUCAACACACUGGAAACUGAAGAGUGGUUCUUUAAAGAUAUCAACCGCAAAGAUUCAGAGAGACAGUUACUAGCACCUGGAAAUAAACCUGGUUCGUUCCUCAUUAGGGAGAGUGAAACAUCAAAAGGUAGCUACUCGCUGUCGAUGAGAGAUUUUGACCCUGAAAUGGGUGACUUGGUUAAACACUACAAGAUUCGAUGUUUGGACAGUGGAGGGUUUUACAUUUCUCCUAGAAUUAUGUUUACUGACCUGAAUGAGCUAAUUAAACAUUACCAAAAACAGGCCGACGGUCUGUGCCGAAAGCUUGGAUCGUCCUGUCUUAGCCAAAAACCACAAAAACCGUGGGAUAAAGAUGCUUGGGAGAUUCCGCGAGAAUCUGUGAAGCUGGUUAAGAAACUUGGGGCUGGACAGUUUGGAGAAGUAUGGAUGGGUUAUUAUAACAAUACUACAAAGGUAGCUGUCAAAAAUUUGAAACCAGGCACUAUGUCAGUGGAAGCCUUCCUCGAAGAAGCUAACCUCAUGAAAAAGCUCUUACAUGAUCGACUGGUGCGGCUCUAUGCAGUGGUGACCAAAGGAGAUCCGAUUUACAUUAUCGCUGAAUAUAUGAGCAAAGGCAGUUUACUAGAUUUCCUGAAAACCGAUGAAGGACGAAGACUGGUGUUACCAAAGAUGAUUGAUUUCUCAGCACAGAUUGCAGAGGGAAUGGCCUACAUUGAAAGAAAAAAUUACAUCCAUCGAGAUCUUAGAGCAGCUAAUGUUUUGGUGUCAGAUAACCUGAUGUGCAAAAUUGCUGAUUUUGGCCUUGCUCGAAUAAUUGAAGAUAAUGAGUAUACAGCAAAAGAAGGGGCUAAAUUUCCAAUUAAAUGGACUGCACCGGAAGCUAUAAGCUAUGGAUCAUUCACAAUUAAAUCAGAUGUGUGGUCAUUUGGAAUACUCUUGUAUGAAAUAAUCACUUAUGGAAAAAUUCCAUACCCAGGCAUGUCCAACACGGAAGUUGUAAAUGCUAUUGGGCGCGGUUAUCGUAUGCCACGGCCUGAGGAAUGUCCCCAGGAGCUUUAUGAUGUCAUGAAAGAUUGUUGGAAAAGCAGUGCUGAAAAUCGUCCAACAUUUGAAUACCUGAAAGGACUGCUUGAAGACUUUUACACUGCCACAGAGGGGCAAUACCAGCAACAGCCAUAGAAGAACUUUCAAAACAGAAUAUCAAAUUGACAGAUUCAAUGUUUUGGACAAACCUGAUCUGUGGAAGGCAGUCUUCCACUUGAUGGCCAUCAAAUCUCUAUAUUACAAUUCCAUGUGAGGAACCCACAUGGAUAAUUUCAAGGAUCCCAUGGCAUUAUUUUGGAGAGAAGCAGAGACGUUAUCCAAUGUCCCUCGCCUCUAAAUCCAUCCACCUGGUUGUUACCAACUUGUUCUUUCAUGGGCACUUGCUGUGCACAAGUUCACUCCUGUAGUUACUGCAAUAGCGACUAUGUUUCAAAAGUAAUAUGUUGAUCGUAAAAGGUUUAGGGACUUCCUGAAAUUGAAAAUAGCACUAUGUAUAUACCUUUUUUUUUACUCCUUAAAUAACUAGAACUUUUGGUAACGCCAAGGUAACAACACAGCAGCCACUUCCACUAUCCCUUCUGUGUAGUAAUCAAUCUGAGCUGGUAUGAAGGCUGACUGCUCGUUGGGUCACUGCAUUGAAGCACAAGAUUCAUCAACAUGUUCUGUAGUUCAUUUAGUAAAAUAAUAUAGUAGUGAAUAAUUUUCCAUUGUGAGAUGGCUCGAUGUGGAUGAGGGUCUGGUAAACUAGAAGGGAAUGAUAUUUGACCCGAAUCACUACACAGCCCGCAAAAUGAUGCCCAUGUGACAUUUCGAAGAAAUAGUGAAGUCCGGCAGUUGUCUCAAAAUUGGAUGAGUCAAAGCUAGAUGAGUGAAAUAUGUCAGCUACAUGUGACACUCGACUACUUUUAACUGCACAGGAUGUUUGAUGGAUCAUUAUUCACAGCAGCUGCUGCACAACGUCAGUUGGGAUGCCUUUCCAAUUCAGGAAAUUAAUAAAUAUACUUUAAUAAAGAACUGAUAUGAUAGAUAUGUUUUCAUAGAGAUCACAUUAACACCGUAUCUAGAUUUAAUCAAUUAUUAGUAGAUAAGCCAUUUUGCAGAUUAUUCAGGUAUAUUUCAGGAGUGGUCCAUGAGUUACUGUCUGUGAUUCUAUUCAUUUAUAGUUUGGAUGUCCAUAUAAAUCAAAAAACUAUUUUUAAUUACACAACGUGUUUUGUAAUAUUCCACAAAGACUUUAAUUUAAUCAGUGUCUUAACACUGAUGUGUAAUACUGACUAAAUGAGCAGGUGGUUUACCCGAGUUGUGACAUUUUAAACAAGAGAUAUCGAAAGUUUGUUUCAUUGAAAUGAAAAUGCUUAUUUUUCCACAUGCCACACAUUUAUGAAAGGAAUAGUUUAAGAAUAUCAUGUUUUUAAUUGUUUGAUGAGCAAAGCACAAUGUACAGGCAUGAAUAGCAACCAAAUCCACAACCUAAUAACUUUUGGGGGAAAUGAAAUCAGGUUGAUUACAAGUACAAAUGGUGAAAUGCAAAUGCAUCACUUUUUAAAAUGUUGUAUUAUUCACUAAAUUCAUCUGCCCCUGCUACUAAUGAUUCCCAUCAAUGUUAAUAUAUGUAAACUUUAGAAUAAAAAUCACUUCUUGGAAUGUAAAAACCAGCUCAACAUUUCAAACUAAUCUGUUCAGAUCUGUUGCAAUACAUUGUAAACUUUUAAUGCCAAGUUGGACGAAGAACUGUUCAAAUAAUCUGUUGAGUGCUUCAUUAUGUAAAUAUCUGCGGUAAGAUGAAUCAUGAAACAAAUGUGCAAUUUGUUCAAUCCAGUGAAUUUCCAGAAGUAAAGUGCCAGCUGCUACUGCUUUUAUAUAAAAAGAGAAUGCUCCCUUUCUUUCUCCAGAUGAACAGAAAUACCAAUCACACGUGUAUCUUGUAUGGUAGAAGACAUUUAUGCAAACUGUAAACCCGUGUAUCCUAUUUUGUAAAUGUGCAAUAGUUGCUUUUUUGUUUUUCCUUGCCCUAACUGUUUGAGCACAAAAAAACCCAGUAAAUUAUAAAUUUGUAACAUGAAUAGAAUAAAGGCAUCUGUUGCCCAAAUAUUUUCAAUAUAA